AUGCCUCCUGCUCGGCUUCCGGAACAGGAACCUAGAAUACCUGUCACUUGCGGCCAUCCCCGGGCAUCUCCUUUGGUGUACGUCGGGACCAGAGCGAUGGGUACUCAAAUUCUCAAAGAAGGCCAUGUACGGAAACACGUCGUCUAUCUACGUGUUGAGUCACACACCAGGUGA
Messenger RNA from Colletotrichum orchidophilum, 174 nucleotides. RefSeq lists its product as uncharacterized. NCBI's taxonomy places the organism in Eukaryota, Fungi, Ascomycota, Sordariomycetes, Glomerellales, Glomerellaceae. The coding region runs from base 1 to 174 and encodes 57 amino acids. The transcript has a single exon. The record is from RefSeq and is a predicted model, not a curated record.